AUGGCUAACCGUACACACAGCAACUCCACAAAUGAUAUUAACCCCCCUCACACUCCUGCUCCUACUGCCGGAACCUCCACCAGCCGACACCCGAUGUAUCAUGGUAUCAGAUUCAGGUUUAAGACUGGAAAAUGGGUUUCUGAAAUUCGGGUUCCACACUCAUCCACCCGCAUUUGGUUGGGCACCUAUCCCACACCCGAGAUGGCGGCUGCAGCUUACGAUGCGGCUGCAUUGGCUCUCAAGGGAUCUCAUGCAUUACUAAACUUUCCCGACUCAGUUCUGCCUGAUCCUCUUCCUGAGUGUCCCACUGCUGAUGACAUAUGUGCGGUAGCUGCACGCGCAGCAGCUGCUCGACAUCCGUCAAAUAAGGAGGAGACUGGAAGCAGUACACGUGGAGAAUUUAUGGACCAGGACGCAGUAUUUGACAUGCCAAAUAUGUUAUCUGACAUGGCGGAGGGAAUGCUGCUGAGCCCGCCGAGAAUGAACUCUAUCCCGCCACAGGAGUAUGAAGAUGGCUCCGGUAAGGUAAGCAAGAAUUAAGCUCUGAAUAUUUGUGCAAAGAUAUAUUUAUAAGAUGUUGGAUUUUCGGUUUUUCAUUGGUGCAUGCAACUCGAUAGGUUGUCUCCAUCCAUGUACGUAGUUGAUGUCUAUUAUUAUUAUAUUAAUUUUUAUAUAUAUAAACAAGA
Molecule: messenger RNA, 686 nt
Organism: Helianthus annuus (common sunflower)
Lineage: Eukaryota; Viridiplantae; Streptophyta; Magnoliopsida; Asterales; Asteraceae
Product: ethylene-responsive transcription factor ERF024
Exons: 1
Coding region: 1-540 (179 amino acids)
Biological process (GO): regulation of DNA-templated transcription
Molecular function (GO): DNA binding; DNA-binding transcription factor activity
Source: RefSeq, a predicted model, not a curated record